Messenger RNA from Sitodiplosis mosellana (orange wheat blossom midge), 2860 nucleotides. It is a transcript of the gene Tak1, whose product is annotated as mitogen-activated protein kinase kinase kinase 7. The transcript has 10 exons. The record is from RefSeq and is a predicted model, not a curated record. The coding region runs from base 546 to 2492 and encodes 648 amino acids. Gene Ontology annotation, molecular function: ATP binding; MAP kinase kinase kinase activity; magnesium ion binding. Lineage: Eukaryota; Metazoa; Arthropoda; Insecta; Diptera; Cecidomyiidae. Gene Ontology annotation, biological process: positive regulation of canonical NF-kappaB signal transduction; protein phosphorylation; JNK cascade.
CCGAGAAACAUCAGUUUCAGUGACAGACGGAGAACAUGAUAUUAGCUUGAAGUGAAGAAGAACAAAUUUAAUUAUUUAUUUAUUUGUGUUAUAAUUUUUUGCUUUUUAUUUAUUGUUUCUUUUUAUGUGUUUCGUGCAACUGUCAAUGCGCCAAAUUUUUCUAGAAAAUAUCAUUGAAUCACACCAUACAAUGCAGCUAGUUGUCAAUUAGUUGUGAAAGAAUUUCCAUCUACGCAAAAAAAAAUUGUUGUGGUUUUUCAUAUGCAAAUGUAUUAUCUCGUGAACAUAAUUUGUUUAUGAACGGAAUAGCGAAAAAAGGGAGAGAAUUAACCGAUGCUAUCAUUGAAUGUAAUUGAAAAAGGAAUAAUCUGCCGUACAAUUAAGUGCAUGCGUGCCGUUUACUGUCUUCGUGUUUACAUUUGCAUUUUAAUCGGUUUUUGUUAGUAGCAACAACAUUAGAUCUAAGAACAAAAACGUAAUUGAAAAUCGUUACGUUUGGUGCUGAGAACAAAUAGAAAAUUCAGAAGCAACAUUGGUUGCAUUGAAUGCGAAUGGCUGCUGACAGACGUGAUAUUCAGCCAACGGGUAGCUUUUUUGUUGGCGAAAUCGACCAUGAGGAAAUCAAACAUAUUGAGGUAGUUGGAAAGGGAGCCUUCGGAACAGUAUACAAGGCGAAAUGGCGAGACAAUUUCGUUGCCGUUAAGUACAUUGAACCAGAAACAGAACGAAAUGCGUUUAGAAUCGAGUUACGACAAUUAUCUCGUGUAUCACAUAUAAAUAUUGUGGCUCUUUACGGUGCUUGCACCAAAAAACCUCACGUUUGCUUGGUGAUGGAAUACGCAGAAGGCGGUUCACUGUACAAUGUACUGCACGGCAAUCCUCGAAUACCAUACACAGCAGCACAUGCCAUGAGUUGGGCCAGACAAUGUGCCGAAGGUGUUUCAUAUUUACACGCGAUGCGACCGAAGCCGCUGAUCCAUAGAGACUUAAAACCACCAAAUCUAUUACUCAUCGAUCAAGGGAGAGUGCUGAAAAUUUGUGACUUUGGAACAGUUACCGAUAAAGCAACUUUAAUGACAAAUAACAUGGGCAGUGCGGCUUGGAUGGCACCAGAGGUGUUCGAAGGAUCAACAUAUACGGAAAAAUGUGAUGUAUUCAGUUGGGGGAUAAUUUUAUGGCAGGUGAUAUCUCGUGAGCAACCGUUUAAGAAUAUCGAAUUAGCGUUCGGCAUAAUGUGGAGUGUGCAUAAAGGUGAUCGGCCGCCGUUAAUAGAGGGAUGCCCGAAGCCAAUUGAAGAGUUGAUGACAAGCUGUUGGGACCCAUCGCCCGAAAAACGACCUUCGAUGGAAUACGUAGUGGAAAUAAUGCGCAUUUUAUGCGAAUAUUUUCCGGGUGCCGACGAACCAUUAGAUUAUAGCAAAAUAGAAGAUAAUUAUGACACGGUCAGUCAGCAGCAUAUCUUGGACACAAACCAAAGCAAUGCAUGGAUGUACACCGAUGAGCUACCAUCACAGACACAAUCCAAUCGAAGCAGUUUAGUAAUGACAACGACCAGUUUGCCGGUACAACCGUUUCAAUCGCGCGAUGAAAUUGAAUCGUCAAUCAAAGAAUUUUCAAGGUUAUGGCCUUCACAAACGCAAACUGUGCAUCCGCAUACAUCGAUUGGAUUCAACGAUUCACGAAAUUGUACCAUUGCAUCGGGUGAUAUCAAAAAUGAUAACUAUUUGAACGGUGCACUGGUUUCGGGCGGCAUUCCAUUGGCUCCAUUAACAUUGGAAACUGAACGGAAUGCAUGGGAUUUGCCAUCAUCAGCGGCUGAAAAUCAACAUCCCAAUAGCCAAACCAAUGAGAGAUUGACAGCUACUGAUACCAGAUCGAGUGCAAUUGCAUCGUCUUCAAGCAACACGCGUACUCUCAUCGGUAAUGUAAUCAAUACAGCAAAUCCAACGACAUUUAGAAACUCAAAAAAGCCCCCACCAAGAGAGAACUUCAAUGGUAGUGGCGAACAGAAGAAAAUGGGAGCGAAUGCCACAGUCGAUGAGGAUGACUUAGAUGCUCAUGUUCAUCUGAUGCUCGAGCCACAUUUAAGACCUGCACCGCCCGACCCAAAUAGUGAACUGUCUAAGCAAAUAUUUGAAGAGCAUAAACAACUUGCCAAGGAAUAUUUGAAGAUUCACACUGAAAUAGCCUAUGUUACCAAACAUCGAGAUGAGAUACUCUCGCGGAUGGAACCCAAGGAACGGCAAGAACGACUGGAUAUUUGCAAUAAACUAAUGGAAAAGGAGGAACUCUUGAAAUUCCAAGCAAAUCUCAAACGACAACUUGAACUGAUCAGAAUGAAUUCGAGACCUCCACCGGUCAAUGUUCCCGCUCCGCCAGCGUCAAACUCAUCUCAGGCAUCAUUCAAUAGGCAGAACAGUAAUACAAGCACCAAUGUGGCCAACGAAGAUGGAUGGGUUUUAGUUCCAUCGCAUAACGAAUCUGAUGCAUGAAGCAUGGACUGCUAGAGACUAGAGACUUAUCUCAUCUGUAACAAUAAUCGUAUGAAUGAAAUGGACAUUCGACACCCUAUCGUGGGAGUGUCAUUGUGCUCGUAUUGAGUGCUCGUUGCUUCCAAGUUCGAAGGUCGGCGAACAAAAUGGUCGAUAUGUGUGAUAAAACUUCUAUGACAAAAACCAUUUGUGGUUUCAAUAACUUUGUUGUUGACUGUAAUUUAUCUCUGUAUUUUAUAAGUUAUUAAAUAUCGUAUGAAUCUUUUAUUCUAAUGUCAACGAAUUUUUAUGCCAUUAAUUAUAUAAAUUAUAUUAAAAUCCAAUGGAAAAAUAAUCGAAAAGAUUAAAUAAAAUCCAAAUAAUAAAAA